CACGACUAGUUUCAAUCUGUAACUACACAAAUCUGUUCGGACCAAGACAUUUUUUUUUCAAUAUGAACAAAAUAUUUGGUGUUAUUAUUUUAGAGGUAAUUCUCUCACAGGCCCUUGCCGAUGACCCACAUGAUUGGUAUCCCAAAAAUCCUGUAGCAGUGCAUGAAAAAUGCCGAGAAGAAAAUCCACUUACGGAAGAAAGUCGAAAUGAUCUGGAAAAAGGUAUUAUCCAUGCACAUCCUGAUUUGAUUGCUUUCUUCCUUUGCACUGCCAAGUCCAUGAAUUUCUAUACUACGCAGAAUGGAUUCGAUGCGAAUAGAUUGAUAUAUGCCUUAGAGAAAAUGGAUCUUUUACAUAAUCGCAACGCUGUCGAAGAGUGUGUCAAGAAGAAUAAGGAUGUUACUCCCGAAGAAACGAAGGUGUUUAAUGUAGCCAAGUGCAUUGAAGAUGAAAAUGUGUCCGGGGAAAAACAUUGAAAUUUGUUUGUUGAACAGAAAUUAAAUUCAUAAAAAAUAAUAAAUUGUGUGAAUUACUAGCUGA
Molecule: messenger RNA, 540 nt
Organism: Musca domestica (house fly)
Lineage: Eukaryota; Metazoa; Arthropoda; Insecta; Diptera; Muscidae
Exons: 2
Coding region: 63-476 (137 amino acids)
Molecular function (GO): odorant binding
Source: RefSeq, a predicted model, not a curated record